AUGGCGCCGUGGGCGGGGUUUAGGCCGAAAGAGGCGCAGGAGCAGCGCCUGUUAGUGUCGUCCUCACCGUCACGGGCGGGCGCUUCUUCCUGGAUUCAUUCAUUCGUUUUUUUCAUUCACGAAGGUAGUAAGGCCUAGUUGAAAGCCAUGGAGAGCGCUCUUCCUGCCGCUGGCUUCCUUUACUGGGUGGGCGCAGGCACCGUGGCCUACCUGGCCCUGCGCAUCUCGUGCUCGCUCUUCACGGCCCUUCGGGUCUGGGGUUUGAGUCACGAGGUAGGGGUCGGACCCGGGCUCGGAGAAUGGGCAGUUGUCACAGGUAGUACUGAUGGAAUUGGGAAGUCAUAUGCAGAAGAGUUAGCAAAACAUGGAAUGAAGAUUGUCCUUAUCAGCAGAUCACAAGAUAAACUGAACCAAGUUUCCAGUGAAAUAAGAGAAAAAUUCAAGGUGGAAACAAUGACCAUUGCUGUUGACUUUGCAUCAGAAGAUAUUUAUGAUAAAAUUAAAACAAGCUUGGCAGGCCUGAAAAUUGGUGUUUUAGUGAACAAUGUGGGAGUGUCGUAUGAGUAUCCUGAAUACUUUCUGGACGUUCCUGACUUGGACAAUACCAUCAAGAAACUGAUAAAUGUUAAUGUUCUUUCUGUUUGUAAGAUGACACGAUUGGUGCUGCCUGGCAUGGUGGAAAGAUCUAAAGGGGCCAUUCUGAACAUCUCCUCUGCCAGCGGCCUAGUCCCUGUUCCACUGUUGGCCAUUUACUCUGCGACCAAGGCUUUUGUGGAUUUCUUCUCUCAGUGCCUCCAUGAGGAGUACAGGAGCAAGGGCAUCUUUGUGCAGAGUGUCCUGCCAUUCUUCAUAGCUACAAAGCUGUCUAAAAUCCGAAAGCCCACUCUGGAUACGCCCUCUGCAGAGACCUUCGUGAAGUCUGCGAUUAAAACGGUGGGCUUGCAGUCCCGAACCACUGGGUACCUGAUCCAUUCUCUUAUGGGCUCGAUAAUUUCAGUCACACCUACCUGGCUGUAUUUUAAAAUAACCACGAAUAUGGGCAAAUCCACGCGGGCUCGCUAUCUGAAGAAAGCCAAGAAGAAUUAAGCAUUGAUAACUGCACUGAGUAGCUUGGCUGGGUGCACCAACCUACACAGGAUUACGGCAAGACACCCCCCUCUCCAAAAUCUGCGGUUGUCAUUUAUCAAUUACUAAUAAGGCUAAAUGUUGUCAUAAUUGGGAGGAGAGCAGAAGUUGCUUUCAGGAAUUCCAGACAUAUAUUCUGGAUACUACCAGGAGUUAUUUUGAAGUUUAAUAUAAAUGCUCAUAUCAAAUGGACAUAGAACUAAUACUAGCAAGAACAGUGUAAUGGGAAGGAACAUGAUUGUAGCAAAUCACAGAACGACAGAGACAGACGUAAUGCUUCAGUGGUUUCGUCUGGCCAAAAUGCCAACGAUGAUGAUCUUUGUAUUUUCUCUGAAAUAUACUUUAAAAAGUAAUGGCCAGCUCCCCACCCCCCCCCCUUUUUUUUUUUUAAACACUUUGGGGGAGUGGAGCUGAAUUGAUUCACUUAUGGGAGGACAUAUUGCAAUAUACAUCACUAGAAGGUUUUCUAAAAGUAUGUCCCAGUUUGUACAUUUAUAUGGAACUUUUUAUGCUCAAAGGUAGCUGAUCACAUAAAAAUAACACAUGAAAUAUGGAGUUCUUUUUGACACAUGAAGCCUGCUAAAAUAUGCUUUCCUCUGAUACAUAUUUCUUUUCAGUUUAAAUGCAUGUAAAUACUGAAGGCUAUAUGGUAUGAUUUAUAAAGGUAAAUGGACCAGAAAGUACACUGAGAUGGGCAGCCGCUUAUGGUGUCACUAAAACGGUUAUCCAGGAAAGUGGCUUGCUUAGUCCCCAGCCUCUUCUGUUUCUGCACUGCACCAAUACUGCUCACAUAUGUGACCACACGCUAUUCCCACAACAGUAAUGAUAACAGAGAAGUGGCCUUGUAGUUUUAAACUGAUACCCUAUUGAUAGCAAUAUGACUAGUUUUAAUAAAAGGUGAUAUAACCAUGGUGUUGAUUGAAAAAAUGUAUUUCUUUCGUAUUCGAAAUUAAGGCUGUUUUUACACUGGCUUAAUAUAAAUUGAGACUGACUUUUAUCCUGCUCCAUAACUUGUUUGAAGGAAAUCAUCAAGAAAAAAUUCAAUAUUGUGAAACAUGCAAUACAGAAGAUAGGUCUUUACCAAGGCUGUGGUUCUUAGGCUCUGAGUUUUAAGCACUAGGAGAUUUGUCCAAAAAAAAAAAAAAAAGUAAAUUGCAGUGUUUAGGCGUUUCUAGCUUUUAAUUUUGCCAGCUGAGGACGUAAAAUAAAAACAGGAAGAUCCAAAGUACUAUCUGCUGUUAGCAUCAUUAUAUAGUUGAAAAGGCAUUUUAGUACCAAAAAAAGUAAGAACAUAAUCUCAGAAUCAUUUAAAUUGAAUUAACUUAAUUUUAUGAAAAACACACUGCCUUUUUUGCUCUCAUUUUGUUGUAGAAAGGUGAAGCCACAGUGACCUGGGCAAUAUUUUAUUUUACACAUUGGUUUGUUAAUGGUUGCAGGUGAUAGCUUUCAGUGGAGAGUUGGUAGAACCAGGAAGGGAUUGAUUUACAAGCGUACAAGAUACUUCCUCUUCUGUCCGAGUUAGAAAAUAGUUGCAUUCUGAUUAGGAAAUCCCUUAGCAAUCUCAAAACUUCUGAAGCUAUAGCUUUUGCUACUUCAACUUGGCAGCUAGUAUCUCUUAUAUUUGACACUCAGGUUUGCAGAUAAGUGCAUGAAAGUCUGUUUCCAGGCACAUGAAAAGAAAAAGCUCAUGAAAAGAGAAACCACCGUAUUCCAAACUUUCAAAAUAGCAGAGCACAAUUUUUAGACCUAACUUUAUAUCAACUUGAUAUUAUAGUCUGAUAUGUGCCAGGUAAGGUCUGAACCCGAAAAAAGGAGAAUAAAAGAGACAGGUAGAUUCAUAUAGGAUCAGCUCACCUCACAACACAGUGAGCCAGAUUUUCAUUUCCUGUUCUUCCAUUGUUCCCACAUGGUAGCACGGGGGCGGGGCGGGGGGCACGGGAGGAACUGCCCUACACACAUGAUGACGUUGCCAUUCUCAUUUGUCUUUGUGCUCAUCCCACGUGCACUGGGAAUGAAUACAGAUGUUCUGAUCAUUCUCAACUUCCUCAGAUGUGGUCCUGUCCUAAAUGAAGGAGGCCGUCUCAUUUGAUACUUAGUGCAAGAAAAUCGGAUAGCACUGAAUUUUCUAGGGAGCGAACAUUAGUGUGACACCACACAGACGGUGUCUAUGUGGUGUGAGAGAGCUUUAUUGUGAUGACAAUGAAAUGAACUUUAAGUAGCACUCUAAGUGUUUAAGUCUGUUGACACCAAAAAUUACCUGAGGUUGAGAUGGUCCUGGGUUCUGCUACCUUCUCUGGAGUUUACCAGCAUCAAAAGAAAUCAUCAGAGCUUUUUAUUGAAUAUGUUGAAAACUGAUUCAAUUUAAAAAAAUUUUUUAAGGACUCACUACUUUGUACUUUGAUACUCCUCUCAUGAUGAAAACUUAUAAAUGUGGACAGAAUUUAAGUUCCCUUGUGUAAUAUAAUUCUGUUGAGGAUUAUAUGGAGACAUCUAGUAAUGGAACACUGUGUAGCAUGUACAUAAACAUAUUACAUCAAACAAUGUUGAUGUGAUGAUGGCAUCUUACAGCUUGUUCGCUCUCCUUUUUACAUGCAUCACUGAAAAGCAAGCAAAAUGGGUAGGACAAAAGGAUGUAAGGCAGGCUUGUCUUCCUAAUUACAAAAGUUUCAGACAUACUGUUGUGUGCGUUUAUUGAGCACUAACCAUGUGCUCUUCUGGAUGCCGGAGAAACUAUAGUGAACAAAGCAGACAAAAACUCUUGCCCCUGUAGAGCUUCCAUGUGAACGGGGGGAAGGGGAGGCGAGCAAAUUAGGGAGACAGGUUAAAAAACAAGCAAAUAAAGAAAAAUAAUAACAUAGUAUAAGUGCUUUAUGCUAUGGGGGGAACAUGAAGCAAGGUAAUGAGGAGGGGGAAUCCACGUAUGUAGGGUAAGGGUGGGAGGCUUGUGAAUUUAAAUAACGUACUCAUGGUAGGCCGUGGAGAAAGGUGGCAUUUCAACAGUCCUGGGGAAGCCUUUCAGCUAUGUGGGAGAAGGGCAUAUCAGGCAGACCAGCCUGUGCAAAGAACCCAAGGAGAGCAUGUGCCUGGUAUGUUCCAAGAAUAGCUAGGAGUGCAUACAUAUACUCAAAGUGUAUGCUAGGUGAACUCUUCCUUGAAGAUUUCAGAGAUCUAGGUUAGUUAUGACUUUCUACCAUAAAAUCACCUUUUCGUUCUUGGUUAUAAUUCACGAUCUUUGUAUUGCUGAAUUCAAUUUGCUGGUAUUUUAUUUGGAAUUUUUGCAUCUCUACUGAAAACAUUGGUUUGCAAUCUUUCUCCUACUUGUCUGGCUUUCAUAUCAGUGUUAUAAGUUCAUUAAAUGAGCUGGGACGUGUUGCUUA
Molecule: messenger RNA, 4502 nt
Organism: Panthera uncia (snow leopard)
Lineage: Eukaryota; Metazoa; Chordata; Mammalia; Carnivora; Felidae
Gene: HSD17B12
Product: hydroxysteroid 17-beta dehydrogenase 12
Exons: 11
Coding region: 148-1086 (312 amino acids)
Cellular component (GO): endoplasmic reticulum
Molecular function (GO): oxidoreductase activity
Source: RefSeq, a predicted model, not a curated record